Molecule: messenger RNA, 2262 nt
Organism: Nerophis ophidion (straightnose pipefish)
Lineage: Eukaryota; Metazoa; Chordata; Actinopteri; Syngnathiformes; Syngnathidae
Product: oocyte zinc finger protein XlCOF6-like
Exons: 4
Coding region: 1-2262 (753 amino acids)
Biological process (GO): negative regulation of transcription by RNA polymerase II
Molecular function (GO): DNA-binding transcription repressor activity, RNA polymerase II-specific
Source: RefSeq, a predicted model, not a curated record
AUGGAAGAUUUCGAAAACGAAAUUAAUCCAAAUGACAGCAUUAGUAAUAUAAGUCACAAAUCACAUGGGAGUCACACACGGUCUGGUUCUAGUAAUUCUAGAACCUCCUCAGUUCGCAGACAGGCAGAGGCCGACAGGGCUGCCCUCGCUGCCUUGGAAGAGGAGGAGGAAAAGAUCAAAAAGAAAUUGGAAGAGGAGAGGGAAAGAAUCAGAAAGAAAAAGGAAAUGAUGGACCUGCAUGCUCAAUUGGCAGCUGCUGAUGCAAAAUUAGCAGCUUUAAAAGCUUCCAGCCUUCAUGCUUCCUCACACACAGCAUCUGAUGGCAUGAGCUCCUACUUAAAAAGAACCAAGGAACCAGCAGUCACUCUCAACCCCCAGGCUCAAGACUAUCAACCCCUCACACAGCAGCAGUCAAGCCAAGCUUUACCAACACAGUCCAUCCACCAUCCACCUGAGCAACUACAAAUAUCAAUCAAUCAAUGCCUCAAUGAAGCACAUCGUCCUCGUGAGCAGGAGGAUGAACCACAGUCCUCCAACAUACAUGAGGAAGAAGAGGAGCAAGAGAACCUGCUGACCCCUCACAAUAAAAAGGAAGAGAUGGACCCACAGACCCCCUGCUUUAAAGUGGAAGAGGAGGACCAAGAGCCGCCACACAUUAAAGAGGAAGAGGAGGAAGAGGGCAUCAGUCAGCCUAAAUGGUUGGAGGAGUUCCCAGUGACUGGUGUCCCUGUGAAGAGUGAAGAUGAUGAGGUGAAAGGUGAAAGUGAGGAGAGGGGAGGGGGGGAGCCUCCAAGCAGCAGCUCAACACAACACAUGACAACAGAAGCUGAUGGAGACCACUGUGGAGGAUCACAAGCAGACAAGCUCUUAGCUCCACUAUCAGAUAGUGAGGACACAACGUCACACUCUCCUGACACUGAUGAUGAAGACUCUAAAGAUGAUAAGACAUGUCACACUGACAACACUCACUUCACAUGUCCUCACUGUCAGAAAACAUUUAAAUACCGUCAUAGUCUGAAAAGACACAUGAGAACACAGACUGGAGAAAAACCCUUUUCAUGCUCAAUCUGUGGUAAAGGUUUUGUAGAAAGUCGCGAUUUGAAAAGACACAUUAGAACACACACUGGUGAAAAACCUUUUUCCUGUUCAACCUGUGGUAAAGUUUUUAUUCGAAGGUACUAUUUAAAAUCAGACAUGAGUACACACACUGGAGAAAAACCUUAUGUCUGUUCAAUCUGUGGUAAAGGUUUUACACAAAGUCCAUAUUUAAAAGUACACAUCAGCAUACACACAGCUGAAAAACCUUAUGUCUGUUCAAUCUGCGGUAAAGGUUUUACACAAAGUCAAUAUUUGAAAGUACACAUGAGAACACACACUGGUGAAAAAACAUUUUCCUGUUCAAUCUGUGGUAAAGGUUUUACACAAAGUCAGAAUUUAAAAGUACACAUGAGAACACACACUGGUGAAAAACGUUUUUUCUGUUCAACCUGUGGUAAAGGUUUUACACAAAGUCAGAAUUUAAAAGUACACAUGAGAACACACACUGGUGAAAAACGUUUUUCCUGUUCAACCUGUGGUAAAGGUUUUACACAAAGUCAGAAUUUAAAAGUACACAUGAGAACACACACUGGUGAAAAACCUUUUUCCUGUUCAACCUGUGGUAAAGUUUUUAUUCGAAGUCCAUAUUUAAAAGUACACAUCAGCAUACACACAGCUGAAAAACCUUAUGUCUGUUCAAUCUGCGGUAAAGGUUUUACACAAAGUCAAUAUUUGAAAGUACACAUGAGAACACACACUGGUGAAAAAACAUUUUCCUGUUCAAUCUGUGGUAAAGGUUUUACACAAAGUCAGAAUUUAAAAGUACACAUGAGAACACACACUGGUGAAAAACGUUUUUUCUGUUCAACCUGUGGUAAAGGUUUUACACAAAGUCAGAAUUUAAAAGUACACAUGAGAACACACACUGGUGAAAAACGUUUUUCCUGUUCAACCUGUGGUAAAGGUUUUACACAAAGUCAGGAUUUGAAAAGACACAUGAGAACACACUCUGGUGAAAAACGUUUUUUCUGUUCAACCUGUGGUAAAUGUUUUACAAAACGUCAAGAUGUGAAAGUACACAUGAGAACACACACUGGUGAAAAACCUUUUUCCUGUUCAACCUGUGGUAAAGGUUUUACAGAAAACUGGUGUUUGAAAGUACACAAGAAAACACACACUGGGGAAAAUUCACAUUACUGUUCAAUCUGCAACAGAAGCUUUUAG